AUGAGAGAUUAUCAUUACUUUGGAGAUUUGUUGGUUUUUGAUACAACUUAUAGAACUAAUAAAUAUGGAAUGAUAUGUGCUCCAUUUGUUGGGAUGAACCAUCAUGGUAACAAUGUCAUGUUUGCGGGUAUAAGAAACAUUUUUCCUUCAACUGUUCAUCAUCGUUUAUGUGUAUGGCAUCUUGAACAAAAUUCUAAGAAACACAUUGGAGCAUUGAGAGCUUUGGAAGACUUUACAGAUUUGUUUGGAUAUCUUUUGAAGUAUUGUGAAACUCCUGCUGAAUUUGAGUAUUUCUGGAAAAGGAAAUGUGGUGUCCUGCUUAUUCUAAGAAGUAUUGGUUUGGUGGUAUAUUGUCCUCUCAACGUAGUGAAACUACCUAAUAAGUCAGUUUCACAACGUCUUAAUAAGACUCAAGGUUUAUGUGAUUUUUAUCAUGUUUUUCUUGAUGUCGUUUCUGAGUGGAGAAGUAAGGAAGGUGGAAGAGAUUACAAUACUUUGAGGGGUAAUAGGCACCUAGCUUUUGCUAAUAUUGGUAUAUUAGUUCAUGCAAGGUCAUUGUACACUAUUCAAGUUUAUGUGCUUUUUGAAGAGGAGUUCAUUAGGGGGACAACUUAUGAUCAUGUUGAUAAUGGUUUGCGUUUUCCAGAAUAUUCAUAUCUUCGUUGGAGGCCUGAGAAGGAUAUAAUCAAGCAUGAAGUUGUUUUUAAUAAGGAAACACAUGCAGUUUAUUGCACAUGCAUGUACUUUAGUGAGACUGGUUUACUUUGUUCUCAUUCUCUUCGAGUAUAUCAUUUGCAUUGUGAGCGUAAUAUUCCACAAGAGUAUAUAAUGAAACAAUGGACAAAGGCUUCCAUGUGUAGUCAUGGUAUUGAAGAACCUACUUUGAGGACAAAUGUUGUGGCUACUAGUGUUUGGAGGUCACAAACAAUCAGAAAGUUCGUGAAGUUGAUAACAAGUUGUCAGAAUUCUUUGAAUGCAAGGGCAGAGGUUGAGUGUUAUUUCAAUCUGUUAAAAGAAAAGGGUGAGAGCGUAUCAGGUGUAAUUGACUUUAGUGAACCUAUUAAAGAGGUUGAAAUUGUUGAUCUUGAGAUCAAGAAUCCUCCAAAAGCUAGGCCUAAAGGUGAGAGGAAUGUAAGGCCUAAGAGUAUCUUAGAGAAGCAGUGCAACAAGGCAAAGGGUAAUUUCAAGAGGAAAAAGUCUAUGUACACUCCUUACAAAAGGGGUAUAGGGAAAGCAGUUGUACAGGAACUUGAUGAGAACGGUUGUGUUAUUACUUAUGCUAAUUCUAUUAGUGAUCCCACUGAAUGUAUUGUUUUGAGCAAUAAACGGGCUCAGGUUGGCUUUAAAUCAGCUAUUGUAGAAGAAAUUCCUUCUAGUUCUAAGGAAUCAGAUCAUAGUAUUUCCAAUGAUUUUGAUCAGGCUACUGGUGAAAGAUCUCUUUCAUCCAGCAUACCUAUUGAUGCGAAGGAUUUAAAUCUUGAAGGUGUUUCUACUAUUCAAGCUCGUUCUAAUGUUGGUGCAAAUAAAGGUGCUUCUAGUGUUUAA
Molecule: messenger RNA, 1545 nt
Organism: Chenopodium quinoa (quinoa)
Lineage: Eukaryota; Viridiplantae; Streptophyta; Magnoliopsida; Caryophyllales; Amaranthaceae
Product: protein FAR1-RELATED SEQUENCE 5-like
Exons: 7
Coding region: 1-1545 (514 amino acids)
Biological process (GO): regulation of DNA-templated transcription
Molecular function (GO): zinc ion binding
Source: RefSeq, a predicted model, not a curated record